AUGACUGUGUCAAAGCCACGUCUGCGGAGACAUCACAAAAAGUCUCGUCUGGGAUGUAGCAACUGCAAGCUGCGGCGUGUCAAGUGCGACGAAGCGAAGCCCGCGUGCAAGAAGUGCAGUUGGUAUGGGGUCGUCUGCAGUUAUGACCCGGGCAAGGGACAAAAUCUUCAGAUCUCGCAAGAGCUUGAGAUCCCGUUGCCCGCCAGUGCAGAUGCGGUGACUGUAUUUGAGCUGGAUACCACCUGUGUGAACUGGCUGAAGUGGUUUCAAUGGGCGCAGACCAGCGUGAGCAUUCUGAAUGUUCCCCAGGAUGAUAUCCUGAGACUGGCACGCUCGCAUCCCUUCUUGAUGCAUAUAGUCCUCACCAUGUCGUCGAUCCAUCAUCGCCAUCUAAGCCUGUCGGAGUCGGACCAUCCGCGCGCGUUUGAAGCCCACCAUACCUCACAAUGUGUUCAGCUGCUCAGUGAAAAGCUCGCACAUCCAAUCCCGCCCGAGGAGCGAGAUGCCGUUUGGAUCGGUGCUACAUUCCUUGGGAUCGUUGUCUUCUCUUUAGUAUCCGCGACCACCGUAGAAGAGGUGUGGCCGCUCAAGUCCGAUCCGUCCGAUCUGGAGUGGGUGCGCAUGACCAAGAAUAAGAUGUCACUCUGGACUCUGAUCGAUCCGUUGCGAGAUGACGGCCUCUUCCGAGGCAUGGCGGGUGAGUAUGAGGAGAUGUUUGAGCCAACAGCAACCGACGCCAGCGUUCCGGAGCCCAUGGCUCGCAUAUGUCAUCUGGAUGAAUUCUCAACAGCUGAGAACAACCCGUAUUUUACCGCGCUUCAUACGCUGCUUCCGCUCUGGGAUCGAUCGUUUGAAGAACAAUCAAGAGCGAGUGUUCUGGCAUUUCCUAGUCAGAUGACUCCGGCGUUUCGAAACCUGCUUCAUGAGAAGGACUCAGUGGCUCUGCUGCUUUUGGCCCUGUGGUAUGAUAUUGCUGGCCAGGUAAUCUGGUGGAGUAGACAGCGCGCGACUGUCGAACUUGAGUCCAUUUGUUUGUAUAUCCAGCGGUACCAUCCGGAAUUGCAGGAUCUGUUGCCAUGA
This is a messenger RNA of Aspergillus ibericus CBS 121593, 1080 nucleotides long. RefSeq names its product Zn(II)2Cys6 transcription factor domain-containing protein. The record is from RefSeq and is a predicted model, not a curated record. Gene Ontology annotation, biological process: regulation of transcription by RNA polymerase II. Gene Ontology annotation, molecular function: zinc ion binding; DNA-binding transcription activator activity, RNA polymerase II-specific. Bases 1 to 1080 code for a protein of 359 amino acids. NCBI's taxonomy places the organism in Eukaryota, Fungi, Ascomycota, Eurotiomycetes, Eurotiales, Aspergillaceae. The transcript is spliced from 3 exons.